Molecule: messenger RNA, 501 nt
Organism: Chenopodium quinoa (quinoa)
Lineage: Eukaryota; Viridiplantae; Streptophyta; Magnoliopsida; Caryophyllales; Amaranthaceae
Product: protein FAR1-RELATED SEQUENCE 5-like
Exons: 1
Coding region: 1-501 (166 amino acids)
Source: RefSeq, a predicted model, not a curated record
AUGGAGCAUGCAUAUUGUGCCGUUCAACAUAACACUGAACACAAUCAUGAUUUUGUUCCAUCGACAGAAAGACAUCAUAUGAAAUCUGUAAGAAAAAUAAAGGAAGAAAUAGGAAAAGUGAUUGAAAAAAUUAUUGAAAGUGGUAUUAAGCCAAUGGAUAUAUAUCAAUUUCUAUCAAAUGAGGCUGGAUUAGAAGAGGCUUUGGUAAACACAAAGAGAGAUCUAUUAAAUUAUGUGACUAGAUAUAAAGCAGAAAUGAUUGAAGGUGGAGAUAUGCAAAGUGUUUUGGAUACACUACAGGAAAGAGCAUAUUCUGAUUCCUCAUUCUUAUAUCUAUUGAAAUUUGGUGAAUGUGAUCAAAUUGUAAGUUAUUUUUGGCGUGAUUCAAUGAUGCUAGAAGAUUACAAAGCCUUUGGUGAUGUAGUUGUAUUUGAUACAACUUAUAGGACAAAUAACUAUGGUUUAAUCUAUGCACCAAUAGUUGGGGCAAACAACCAUUAG